Messenger RNA from Oryzias melastigma (Indian medaka), 3282 nucleotides. RefSeq names its product transmembrane channel-like 6b (gene tmc6b). Gene Ontology annotation, cellular component: plasma membrane. Gene Ontology annotation, molecular function: mechanosensitive monoatomic ion channel activity. The transcript has 21 exons. Bases 355 to 2832 code for a protein of 825 amino acids. NCBI's taxonomy places the organism in Eukaryota, Metazoa, Chordata, Actinopteri, Beloniformes, Adrianichthyidae. The record is from RefSeq and is a predicted model, not a curated record.
CCUUUACGUUGAGGCGUAAUCCUUUGAAGUUCCAAACAGUUAGAAUUUUGACACAUUAAAAUGUGAAAUACUAAAUUAAAGAGAAUAAAAUCACUUGACAUACGGAAGUUAUCUAAUUUAAUUAUAUAAUCAGCUUUAAAAGUGAACCUGUCAAUGGUUUUCCCCUCGCGGUUUUGUUGCGCGUGCGUUCUGUUUUGACUGUCAGAAACGGGCUCGCGGACUUGGCCGGACAGUCCGGUAUCGAAACAGAAAGGGACUGCUCACCAUGGCGGAGGGCAGGUCUGAACAGGUGAGGGUGUGAUCCCUCUGUGCUUGAUCCACUCCGAAGCUGACAGCCGGGAGGAUCGAGGAGGAAUGGCUGGAAACUUUGACCUGAACCAGCCUCUCGUGGGGGCCGGACUGGAGAGCCCAGCAGAUGAAGAAGGUGUCCAUGUCAGCUUCAACCAGCUGAUCGCAGAACAGUGUCAGGCGGGAGAACGUCUUGAUGGAUUUGAGCUGCAGCAGCUGGACGAGGAGAGCAGAGAUUAUGUGGCCGAGUUGGGGUCUGGAUUUGAGUCUUCGGGGCGGGGUCUUUACGACAUUGAAUCGGACGACGAUGGACGACAAACUGACCCACUGGUCAGUGUACCCUGGUCCUCUGCCACGAUGAAGAUCCUGUCCUCCAUGCCCAGCCGCACCAUUGGCCGCAGCAGGGGGGCCAUCCUCUCUCAGUACUACAACAAGACCCUGCAGCUCCGGAGACGCAGUCAGAGCCGGCCGUCCAUCCGAGACUUCUCCCACUCCUCCCGGCCGAGCAUCCGAGGAUAUGGCAUGGAGGUGGACGUGAUUGACGGACCCCAGUCUGAGAUGGAGAAGAGUGAGCGCUUGGUGAACAACCUGCAGAACCUCUCAAUGGGAGACCGAAUGAAGAUGCUGCGAGGGAUGCCUUUGAGCGUGGUUGAGAAAAAAGAGCUGAGGAGGAAAACAUUACAAAGGGACAAGCCCCUCACCUCCAGCAGUAAGAUUCCUUGUUGCAGUCAGCUCAAGUAUUACAUCAUCAUAGCGGUGAGGCACAGCUGGUACAGCUGGCUGUCCUUCUUGCACUCCCUCCAGCUGUGGCAGUUUCUCCUCAAGAGAGUUGGAGGUCGCUUUGGAACCGGAGUGCUUUCCUACUUCUUGUUCCUGAAGACCCUCCUCUUCUUCAACGUUUUCCUGUUCCUGGUCACGUUCCUGUUCCUGGUGCUCCCCCAGGCGAUGCACCCUCCAGAGCUGCCUGAGGAGCGGCGGAACUUCACUGGGCUGGACCUCAUCAGUGGAGCGGGGCACUUCACUGACACGCUGAUGUACUAUGGAUACUACAGCAACUUCACUCUGCGGAGGAGCUGUGCUGGACAGCACAACACCUCCGCCUCCAGCGCCCCUGACUGUUUGUCCAAGCGCCUCUCUUACAACAUGUCACUUGCCUAUUUCUUCACCAUCGGGAUGUCGUUCUUCAUAACCUGCAUCAUCCUCGUGUACAGCAUGUCCAAGUCGUUCGGUCGCAGUUUUCGAAUCGACAAAUCGUAUAGCAUCUUGGCCAUGAAGGUCUUCAGCUCGUGGGACUUUAAGGUCAUCAAGAAGAGCUCUGUGGAGCUCAUGUCUGAAAACAACUGCACACAGCUGAAGGAGAUACUGGCUGAGGUGGUUCAGAAGAAGGAGAAGACCGGCCCGUGUCAGGCUCUGUGGCGGCUGAUGGUUCAUGGACUGGCGUGGGCCAUCUGCAUUGGAGCCACUGCUGGCUGCGUGAUCAGCGUUUACUUCUUCUCUGAAUUCAUGCACAAGGAUCUGCAGCGAACUGCUCGUCUGGCCAACACCAACCCUUUACUGAAGGAAGCCAGUCUGCUGGCCCUCCCCGCCCUGGUGUCCCUCCUCAACCUGCUGCUUCCGGGCCUCUUCAACCUGGCCGCCUGGAUGGAGGAGUACCACUCUCCGUCCGUGCGCACAUACGUGGCUCUGGGACGAAACUUGAUGCUGAAAGUGAGUGUGCUCGCAGUCCUCUGUUAUCACUGGCUCGGGCGGGUGGCAGCCAAACCCAGCGACAUUAACCUCGUGUGCUGGGAGACGUUUGUGGGUCAGGAACUGUACCGCUUCCUCAUCAUGGACUUUAUCUUCACGCUUCUGAACACGCUGUUUGGAGAGCUGCUCUGGAGGUUGUUUUCUCAGAGAGUUCUGGGGAGGGGCAGAAAGCCGGCGUUCGAUAUCGCCCGGAAUGUUCUGGACCUGAUCUACGCACAGACGCUGGCCUGGAUCGGCGUCCUCUUCAGCCCGCUGCUGCCGGCUGUGCAGAUCCUCAAGCUGCUGCUGCUCUUCUACGUCAAAGUGAGCAGUGUGAUGAUGAACUGUCAGGCCCCCCGGAAGCCCUACAGGGUCAGCCAGAUGACCACCAUCUUCAUCACCCUCCUCUGCUUCCCCUCCUUCCUGGGUGCAUCUGUGUGUGUCACCUACACCAUGUGGAGUAUUCCGCCCUCCACCUCCUGCGGCCCGUUCCGGCACCUCGGGACCAUGUUCCAGGCUGGGAAACGCUGGGUCCAGGAGCUGGAGAAGAAUAACCCCGACUUGUCUGUGGUCGCCAAGGUGCACGCCUACCUGGUGGAAAACCCGUUUUUUCUCUUCGUCGGAGCCGGCAUCUUCCUGAUUGUGAUCUACUUCUACAGUCAAGUGGUGGACGGCCAGAGGAAGGUCAUCGCUUUGCUGCAGGAGCAUAUAGAGAAGGAGGGAGUGGAUAAAAAGUACUUGAUCACUCAACUUCAGUCUGUGCAUGAGAGGAAAAAGGGAAUCUCCAGAAGACUCAGGAGUCAGGACUCUGGCUGUUGAAGCUGCUGCUCCUGCAGGAGAGCGUUCUCCACUGAGGAGCCUGGCAGCCGCUGGAUGAAGCUCUGCAGGAUUCUUCUUCACACAUCAUCCUACAGAUUAUUGGAGCGCUGGUGUUUCUGAAGAGACAGAAUGAGGGACCAGCGGCCUCCAUGUGAAUCAUCUCAUCCACUGUGAAUAAAUGUUUUUUUCUGUUAUAGGAAAAAUACUUUAUUGUUAAAACUUUCUGGGAAAAAAAAUGUUUUUGAUAAAAAGCUUUUUAGAUCUGUGUUUUCCAUUUGUUUUUUUGUUUGUUUUGUUUUGUUUUUUUAGCCAUGCAACAAGAUCAUAUUAUAAAAGCUGCAUAUAAUGGUUUCUCAGCUUUUGUAAUAAAUAUGUAACUGAAACGUGAGUGUUUAUUGUUGAGAUUCAGGUGAAUUCAGAUGAACAGGACAUUAAAGGUUUUUAAAAAAC